AUGUCUUCCCGGAGCAACUCCUUUGUUGAAAGAUUUGGGAUGCUUUGGAUAUGGCUUGCCUCCUUAACGUUUACUUGUCUGGUAACGGCACAGAAAAACGAAACUGUGUUUAACGAUUAUUGCAAGAAAUCGUCAACAUGUGAAGCACUGAAAUACAAUACAUGUCUUGGUUCGCCGUUACCGUACACUCACACGUCCCUAAUUCUGACGGAGGAUUCAAGUACCCAAGAAGAAGCUUUUGAGAAGUUAGCCAUGUGGUCCGGUUUGAGGAACGCCCCGGGGUGCUGGGCGGUUAUUCAGCCCUUGCUGUGCGCCGUGUACAUGCCAAAGUGCGAGAACGGGCGAGUGGAGCUGCCCAGCCAGAGCCUGUGCCAGGCCACGCGCAAACCCUGCGGCAUCGUGGAGCGGGAGAGGGGCUGGCCAAACUUCCUCCAGUGCACCCAGGACAGGUUCCCCGUGGGCUGCCAGAACGAGGUGCAGAAGAUCAAGUUUAACACCUCCGGGCACUGCGAGGCCCCGCUGGUGAAGACGGACAACGAGAACAGCUGGUACGAGGACGUGGAGGGCUGCGGCAUCCAGUGCAACAACCCGCUGUUCACCAACGAGGAGCACUCGGACAUGCACACCUACAUCGCUCUCUUCGGCUCCAUCACCCUCUUCUGCACCUUCUUCACGCUGGCCACUUUCCUGGCGGACUGGAAGAACUCCAACCGCUACCCGGCCGUCAUCCUGUUCUACGUCAACGCCUGCUUCUUCGUGGGCAGCAUCGGCUGGCUGGCGCAGUUCAUGGACGGCGCCCGCACGGAGAUCGUGUGCAAGAGCGACGACACCAUGAGGCUGGGGGAGCCCACCUCCACGGAGACGCUGUCCUGCGUCAUCAUCUUCGUCAUCGUGUACUACUCCCUGAUGUCGGGGGUCAUCUGGUUCGUCAUGCUCACCUACGCCUGGCACACCUCCUUCAAGGCCCUGGGCACCACUCACCAGCCUCUGUCUGGGAAGACCUCCUACUUCCACCUAGUCACCUGGUCCAUCCCUUUCGUGCUGACGGUGGCCAUCUUGGCAAUAGCACAGGUGGACGGAGAUUCGGUCAGCGGGAUCUGCUUUGUGGGUUAUAAGAACUACCACUACCGCGCGGGGUUUGUGCUCGCCCCCAUAGGCCUGGUGCUCAUCAUCGGGGGCUAUUUCCUCAUUCAGGGUGUCAUGACGUUGUUUUCAAUCAAAAGUAACCACCCAGGGCUUCUGAGUGAGAAAGCAGCCAGCAAAAUCAACGAGACGAUGCUGAGGCUCGGCAUAUUUGGAUUCCUGGCUUUUGGCUUCGUCUUCAUCACCUUCGGCUGCCACUUCUACGACUUCUUCAACCAGGCCGAGUGGGAGAGGAGCUUCAGAGAAUUUGUGUUCUGCGAGGCCAACGUGACGAUCGCCCAUCAGACCAAUAAGCCGAUUCCAGAGUGCACCAUCAAGAACAGGCCCAGCCUGCUGGUGGAGAAGAUCAACCUGUUCUCCAUGUUCGGAACGGGCAUCGCCAUGAGCACCUGGGUGUGGACCAAGGCCACGCUGCUCAUCUGGAAACGCACCUGGUUCAGGAUCCUGGGACGCAGCGACGACCAGCCCAAGAGGAUAAAGAAGAGUAAGAUGAUCGCCAAGGCCUUCUCAAAACGCAAAGAGCUUCAGCAGGACCCGGAAAAGGAGCUGUCCUUCAGCAUGCACACCGUCUCUCACGAUGGACCCGUCGCUGGUAUCAACUUUGACCUGAACGAGCCGUCCAUUGACAUGUCCUCCGCGUGGGCCCAGCAUGUGACCAAAAUGGUGGCCAGACGAGGAGCCAUCCUGCCCCAGGACAUCUCCGUCACGCCCACGGGAACACCAGUCCCACCCGACAAUAAGAAUAAGCAGCUGUGGAUGGUCGAGGCAGAGAUCUCCCCGGAGAUGCUGAAGAAGAAGAGGAAGAAGAAGAGGAGGAAGAAGGAGGUGCGGCCGCUGGGGCCCGAGGAGCAGCCCUACGACCCAGACCGUCGCCGCGGAGACCGCGCCCCUCCGAGCUCGGUGCCUCGGCUCCCAAAACUGCCCUUCCACCGGAGCCUGGUAGCCAAAGGGAGCGAGCAGCCGCAACAGGAAGAGGAAGUGCUCCCGGGGUCCCUGCCCGAGUUCAGGCCCUCGCACCCGCUGCCGUACCAGGAGCGUUAUGGCGUACUGGGGUUCCCUUCCUCCGCCGACCGCUGCCGAUACUCCGGCCUCCGCCCGGACAACGGCGGCGGAGAGCCCCCGUCCCUCGGCGACGGGCGGCCCGGGGGGCGGAGCCUGGGCCUGGCGGGGGCCGGCGAUCGGGGCUACGGCUACGGCUACGCCCCGCCCUGGCAGCGGCCCGGUGCCGGGAUGUUCCGGAACACUGCGGAGGAGGAGGAGCCCGCGGCGGGGGGUUCCGGGAGGGCGGGGCACCGCGCGGUGAGGACUCAGGGCAGGAGGGCGGGGCUCGCCCCCAUCCACUCCCGGACAAAUCUGAUGGACGCCGAGCUGGUGGAUGCCGACUCGGACUUUUGAGAGGAUGUACGGUCCGGCCACUUUUGUACCAGUGUGUAAGCAAGAAGUGCUGGAAACUUUUUAAGACUUACAAAACUCCCCCCUCCCCUCCGCCACCUCCCCCCAAUUUAGGCAGUUUUACGAGAAGAAAACUAUUUUAAUUUUUUAUUUGGCAAUCUUUUAAAAAAACACACAAAAAAGAAAAGGAAAAAAUUCAAGGGGUUUCAGGUUACUGAAAAUCAGCUCUGUGGUCACAUGGUCCAAUGAGAAGUCACGAAAACAAUCCCGGAGAGACAGUCCACUGAUCAACACAGUCACCUUUUCAGGAAAGCAGCCAUGUUCAUAUUUGAAAAGAUAACUUUAAAGUGUCUUACAAUAUAUUACAGAAAUGUAAUAUAUCAAAGAUUCAUGUUCUAACUUUGAAAAAGAAGGCAAUAUGCUGUAAGGACAAGACUGACUUGGGCUAUCACUGUUGAUAAAUAUACAUAAAAUCUAUCUGAUAAAUAUGGAUUUUUUCAUCAGUAUUAUUUCACCAUCUGAGAGCUGUAUAACGACCAGUUACACCAGUGUUGCCCAAGGAGGACUGAUCGAUUUUGGGAUAUCCUACCAUAUUCUAUAAUACCAUUUAUUUGACCUGAGCUUUUUGUUGAAGUUGCAGCUAGUGUCCUGGGUGCCCUUUUUGGCUGCUGUCUGAUAUUGUAAAUUUGGACCAAAACCAUUAAUCGAUUAAGACAAAAUUCAGCAUAUACACCGACCCUCCAGGAAUGCAGUUGUGUAGCCCUCAGAAGACUGCUUCCAUUUUAAGCAUGGUCUGUCACAGAUAACACAUUGAGGGUGGGUGAGGGGGGGGGGGGGGGCAACUGUGUGUCCCCUGAGUUCCGGAAAGGAUAGACGGUACUUCUGUAAAUAAAGCAAAUAUGUUUAUUUUUUUAAAGCAUUACCUUGUGCUAGCACACAUGGGUAACCCUCUCCCCUCUGUAAGGGGGAACAAGAAUGAAAUUGCCUUUGUUCUUCUUUGGAAUGAGAGCUAAGCCUAACCCUAAGUUUUUUGAAAAAAUAUGUACUGCGCAUGUCAUUCAUGUACUGGUUAUUUCUGUACACAUGUACUGAAAAGGGCUGUUUUUAUGUUGGAAGAAAGUGUUUUUUUCCCAUCGUUGUGAUAAUUGUAAAUACGUGUAGAUAAUUUCAGCAGGACUAAGGAGCUUGGCGCAGGCCUCUAGUGUUAAUGCUUCAAGAAACAAGGAGAAGAUGUGGAAAUGAAGCUGUCAGUAAACUGUGGCACAGCGUGCUAACUCUCACUCUGUACUGUAUCAUGUACCUGUCCAGCAUGGCAAAGAAUGAGGCCCUUUACAUUUUAAAUGAAGAAUCCGUGUUUGUUGUUCUUCUUUUUUUUACGUUACAAGUUUUCAGUGAGGUAUUUCUCUGUCAGGACUCCACUGGGCGAGCUAACACAAAAACUGGCCCCUCGCAUUGCAAAGAAGCGGUCUGUUAGGACUGUCAUUGCUGCUCUCCGGCGCCAACUAGUGGGCCGGAUGCCUGUCAGCAGCCUGUGAUGUUGCUGGGCAGUUGCUGUGGUGUCUAAGCCAACCAAGUGCAGAGAUUAAGGCCUUCUAAAUUUAUAGAGGAUGUUACAGUGAUGGGACAGUCCUGCAGCUGCGACUGGGCAUUCAGAAUAACAACGAAAAGCAGGGAACGGAGGAGAAAAAAAUGUCGCUACAACAUGAAAGGAAACGAUGAGAGGAACACAUGGCAGGUGUGUAGCCGAAACGUCCCUUGCCACACAUUUUCUGGCUGUGCUGCAGUGGAGCUGAUUCCCUUCACGUUAUUGUACCCAGUUUGUACAUUUUUGUGUUUCUGUAGUUUUUAUUUGUUUUCUGAAAAUCUUUUUUUUUUUUUUUUUUUUGGUAGAUCUAAAAUGAAAUAGUUCUGUCAUAAAACAUCAAACUGUACUGUGAUUUUUUCUGUGUAAGCCAUAUGCAGUAUAGAUGAAGUGCUUAGUGUCAGUAUUGUCACAUGACAGGUCUUAAAUCUUUCUUAGGAUUAAAUGUACAUGUAAUCGUACUGGCCCGGAGUUAGUGAAUUCACCAUUAAGUUUAACCUACCAAAGUGGGUUAAUUUUCAUGCUCGUUAUGUCUACCAGAUGAAUUGUUGUUGAUUAUAAGACAAUUCUUUUUUUUUUUUUUUUUUUUUUACAUCUGUCAGGUGGUUUCUGAUAACCUUGUGUUUUUGAUUCAGAACAUUCUUAAAAAGUGCACUGUAGCAAUGGUACUUGUCUGUAACUGGCUUUGAGUUCUCAGACACUACAGUUAAAUAGUUCUUUAUUUUUUUAAAAGAAGGCGGCAUUAGCAUCGUGCAGCGGAUGGAUUCCAGCGUGCGUUUAAUAAUCGUGCAUUUAACAGACGUGAGACCACAGGAACAAAUGGCAGCUCUUGGAGAGUAUUUUUAAAGAAACUUUUGUCUUCGUGUAAAAAAUGGGCUCCUUGUUUAAUAUAUUGAGAAAAUAUUCAGAGAUUAAUUUCACUUUUUUUUGUAACAAUUGAAUAGUCCAGGAUAAGACAGCAUUGUGAAAUAGCCUGUUCCCGAGACUUCUGUUAUAGCCUCUUUCAUUCAUCCAUUCAGUAACAUUUGUUAUACAGUGUUUUUUUGUAAAGAUAUCAAGCAAUUGUAUUUUUGUAUGUGUCAAUAAAAGUAUUACAUGUA
Anguilla rostrata (American eel) is the source of this 5217-nucleotide messenger RNA. It is a transcript of the gene smo, whose product is annotated as smoothened, frizzled class receptor. Gene Ontology annotation, biological process: pattern specification process; commissural neuron axon guidance; smoothened signaling pathway. Gene Ontology annotation, cellular component: dendrite; plasma membrane; cilium. The record is from RefSeq and is a predicted model, not a curated record. The coding region runs from base 1 to 2538 and encodes 845 amino acids. Gene Ontology annotation, molecular function: patched binding; transmembrane signaling receptor activity. Lineage: Eukaryota; Metazoa; Chordata; Actinopteri; Anguilliformes; Anguillidae. The transcript has 12 exons.